Molecule: messenger RNA, 4588 nt
Organism: Aphidius gifuensis
Lineage: Eukaryota; Metazoa; Arthropoda; Insecta; Hymenoptera; Braconidae
Gene: Axud1
Product: protein PF14_0175
Exons: 6
Coding region: 505-3525 (1006 amino acids)
Biological process (GO): regulation of transcription by RNA polymerase II
Cellular component (GO): nucleus
Molecular function (GO): DNA-binding transcription factor activity, RNA polymerase II-specific; sequence-specific DNA binding
Source: RefSeq, a predicted model, not a curated record
UUUUUUAUUUCAUUUUUUUAUCUCCGAAGUUUAGGGCCGAAUUCAAAUACGUGAGUUCGUGUAAUAUCGUGAGUGUUUAUGACGCUUAUUCUCUUGACUCCACUUCAUCCCUGGCCCAAAUAUAAUACAACACAACAAGAGAGACAGUAAAAAGAGUUCUGCUGCUAUCGCGAAGCAAAGCAAAGCAAAGUGUCGAGCGUGCUUUGGCCUCGUAGAUGUGUCUGUCCCUUUCUUGUCCAGAGGUUAUUAUUCUUUUUAUUUUUUAUUAAAUUUAAUCAACAUCAACAUAAUCAACAAUAACAGCUUCUUUAAAAAAUCUACAAAAUGGCCAAAUUACUCCGAAAUAUUUAAUUGUCAAAAUUUACUCCAAAAAGUGCAUAAAAAGUGAAUGUCAGUGUUAAAUAAUUUACAAAUAAAUCAUUUGUAAAAAAUUCAUAGGAACUUAAUAUUUAUCAAGUUAUAAAAUGAUUAUCUUGUGCUAAUUGAUAACACAAUCAGUUCGAGAUGGAAUCGACUUUAGCUUGUCCGUCAAAGUCAGAAAAUACUAAUGACCAAGAAGAAUUCACCUCAGUGAAUUUACCAACAACAACAACAACAACAACAAUAAAUUUGGAAAAUUUACAAGAAAAUAUUAAUAAUGAAAUUAGUAAUAAUGUUAAUGAAUUAUCAUCAGAGCCAAGCAAUCAUCAUGACGAAAAUAUUAAUGAAAAUAAUAUCAAGGUGACAAAUAUUGAUAAAUCAUUAUUGUCAACAAUUAAUGCAAUAAGUGAUGAUGAUGAUGAUGAUAAUAAUAUUAGUAAAAGUGAUGAUUUUUCAACAAUAAAUAAUACAGAAUUAAAAGUAAUUGGUGUUGAAAUAUCUGAUGAAGAAAUUAAACAAUUAAAAAAUGAUAUACAUAGAUUAUCACCAGUAUCAGUUAGUCUUCAUGAACGAACACUUGGUGAAAUAUUAUUAACAUCAGAAACUGGUGGUGGUGGUGGCAAUGGUGAUGGUUGUAAAGAUGAUGGUGGUGAUGGUGUUAUUGAAAAUGAAUUAAAUAUAAAUAAUAAAAAUAUUAAUAGUGAAAAUAUUAUAAAUAAUAUUGAUAAAUUUGAAAUUAAUAAUUACAAUAAUAUUAAUGAUAGUAAUAAUGAAAAUAUAAAUGAUACAAAAUUAAUAUGUCAACAAAAAGAAUUAAUGCUUAUAUUAUCAAGAGUUGAUGAUAAUAAAAAAACGAAUCAACAAAUUGAUGAUACAGAAGCAACAACAAGUGAAAUAAAUGUUUUUAAUUUAUCACCAAAAUAUAUGGAAAAUGAUCAAUUAAGUCGUAAAAGUCCAAUGGUUGUUAUUGAUAAAAUGAAUCAUUUAAAUAAACAAAUAAUUACAAGAAAAUUAAAUAAUGAAUAUGACGAUAAUGAUGGUGCUGAUAAUGAUGUAAAAAUUGAUAAUAAUUUAGAAAAAACAAAUGAAUUAAAUAAUGAAUAUAUUGUUAAUCAAGAAUCUAGUAGUAUUAUGAUUAAUGAAACAGUAGUAUGUGAUGAUAAUGAGCAAUUGAUAAUAAAUAAUGAAGAUGUUACAAAUGUUAUUUUAACGAGAUUAGAAGCUGUACAACCUGAAGCAUUUACUGAAGAUUCAGCUGAAAGUAUGACAUUAACAACUGGUGGUGCUGUUGAUGAAGUUAGAUCUGAUGGUAGUGAUUCUGGUCUUGGUAGUGAAUUACCUGGUGAUCAAGGACCAGCACCAGCACAAGAAAGUGACUCGGAAACUUCAUUUCUUGAUAGAAUACCAGAUGAUAUUUUAACAGACAAAGAAAAAGUUGUUAAUACAUUGAAUACAUUUGAUUCUCCAUCAAGUUCAAAUUCAACAACAGUUGUAACACAACAAAAUUAUUCAUCACCACAAAAAAGUAGUUUAAAAAGACGUUUGGAUGAUUGUCUUGAGGGUGAACCAAGUGCAAAACGUAACAACACCGACGGUGAACCAUUUAAAAAAAAAAGGAAUAUUAAAUUUGAUGCUGUUACUGUUUAUUAUUUUCCUCGGUCGCAAGGUUUUACAUGUGUACCUUCACAGGGUGGUAGUACAUUGGGAAUGAGUGCAACACAUACUCAUGCUGAAAGAUUUUCAUUGAGUGAACAUGCAGCUGAACAAAGACGACUUCAUCGUGCAAGAGUUGCACAAUUAAGAUCAGAAAGAGCUGCAACAUCAGUUAUUGAAGCAGCAUCAAGUUCUGAAGAUCCAAGUGAUGAUACUGAUGAUGAACCAAGUGAUACUGAAGAACUUGAUAUUGAUAAUUAUUAUUUUCUUCAACCAGUACCACCAUGGCAAAGACGUUCAUUAUUACGUGCUGCUGGUGUACGUAGAAUUGAUGCUAAUGAAAAAGAUGAUUGUCGUGAUAUAAGAGCAAGUAGAGAACAUUGUGGAUGUGGAUGUAAAGGAUAUUGUGAUCCUGAAAGUUGUCCAUGUUCAAGAGCUAAUGUUAAAUGCCAAGUUGAUCGAGCUGGAUUUCCCUGUGGAUGUUCACGUGAUGGUUGUGCAAAUAAUUCUGGUAGAAUUGAGUUUAAUCCAGUUCGUGUACGUACACAUUUUAUUCAUACAUUAUUGCUUCUUGAAAUUGAAAAAAAACAACGUAAUGAAGAGCAACGUGAUGCAACAAAUGAACAAGAUAUUCAAGAUAUUAAUUCACGAAUACCUUUACAUGGUGAUGUAAUACAACAAACAGUAACAGAUAUUACAACAAAUGAACAAAAUUGUAUGAAUACAAGUAGUUUUACAACACUAAAUUAUGAUAAUCAUGAAACAACAACACAAAGUUGUCAAAAUAUACAUACAACAAGAGAUAAUAAUAGUUUAGAUUUAUAUGGAAUAAGAGAUGUUUGUUAUCAAACUGAUGAAACAAUUGAUAAUUCAAAUCACAAAAUACAUCCAGAAUUUAAUCCAACAUUUCAAUCAUUUACUCCUCAACAAACAACAUUUUCAACAACAAAUUAUCAAGAUUAUCAAACAUAUGAUACACUACCAUCAACAUCAUCACCAUCACAAUUUCAACCACAAUUUCAAAACGUCAAUCAAUCACAAGAUAUUAAUAAUUUUACACAUUAUUCAUAUGUACAAAAUGAUCAAAAUUCAAUUGCUAACAAUUCUUGUCAAUCACAACUACAAGAACAACAACACCAGCAACAAUCAUCAUCAUCAUCAUCAUCACAACCACAACAAGCACAACCACAACAGCAACAAAUUUAUGAUAAUAAUUUUACCCAAGAUGAUAAUAACUCUCAACAAUACACAAAUUUAAAUUCAGUACAACAACCAAUGAAUAAUGUUGUACAACAAAUGGGUAAACUUGAACCAUUCUCGGAACUUCUUGCUGGUCGUUAUUCAUAUUAUAGUGAUGUUGAGCCACAACCAAUCAAUAAUUAUCAUCAAAAUAGUAAUAAAGUUGAUGAUAAAAUUAUUGAAAGCACAAAUAUACAAAAUAAUAUUGAUGAUUGCGAUGAAAAUUUUGGUGAAAUUAUUAAAAAAUCAAUGGUUGAGACUGUUUCUGCUUGAAUAUAAAUAAUCAGUUUUAUUUAUUUUUUUUUUUUCUUUAUUUUAUAUAUACAAUUAAUGCAAAUAUAUAUAUAUUUUUUUUUUUUGCAAUAGAAAAAUAGUUAGGUGCAAUCAUGUGUCUUUUAUUUAUAAAAAAAAUUAUUAAUAUUAAUUUUAAUGAAUAAAUUUUAUUCACAAUUUUAAAAUGACUGAAAAAUACUUGGAAAUAUUAUUUUAUUUUAAAUUUAGCUUUUAUUUGUUUUAAAUAAUAUAAAAAAUAUAUUGGCAAUUAUUUGUUUUUUAUACAAUUUCAUACAAAUUAAUAAUAAAAAAUUUUUAUUUAUAAAAUUAAAUAAUAUUUCCUAGUAUUUUUUAGUUUUUAGUAUUUAUAAUAAUUAGUUGAAGAAGAAAAUGUUUUUUUUAGUAACAUAAUGAUAACUGAUUAUUAUUUUUAUUCAAGUAGAUAAAAAAAAAAAAAAAACAUUUCUUUUUAAGUAUCUUGACUAAUUAUUUUAACGGUUUUUUGGUUCGUCAAGUGAAGGCAGAAGUACCUGAGGGAAUUCUGUUGGGGCCAUGACGUCAAAAAUGUAAUAAAAAGUUAAAAAUAAAUUUAAAAAAAAUAUUGUUCCUAGUUGUUAACUAUUAAAGGAGCAAUAAUAAUUAUUUCACGAUAUUUAUAAUGUUUUUUUUUUUUAACGUGGUUGUGACCAAAUGAAAAAAAAAAAAAAAAUCAAUAUAAAGUGGGAUCAGCUUAGAAUGCAGUUUAUUAUUACGUAAUUUUAAUACUUGAAAUUAAUUAUUAUUAUUAUUAAUAAAUGCAGGUCGCGUGGUGUUGAACUUGUAAAUUUUAAUUUUUUUUUUUUCUUCUUUUUUAUAAGAGAAUUUGAAAGAAAAAGAAAAAAAACUAAAAAGACUAUUGUUUCAUUGCGAUUGUGAUAACUGAAUGAAAUGCGAUCAUAAAAAUUUAUACAAAAAUAAAUUAUUUGUUAAAAUAACAGUUGUACGUUUUAUUGACGUUACUGUUGUUUAUUAAAUAUUAAUUGGUUGUGCACAUAAUAAAAUAAACCAGAUACACAAAAAAAAA